Prorocentrum cordatum is the source of this 456-nucleotide messenger RNA. The record is from the annotation of a GenBank genome assembly. Lineage: Eukaryota; Dinophyceae; Prorocentrales; Prorocentraceae.
GCCGCCGCGGCCGGCCGCGACGCCGCCGCGCGCGACGCCGCCCUGGAGGAGGCCGUGGGCUCGCUGGGCCGGCUGCGCGAGCAGGCCCUCGAGGCCGCCUCGCGCCUGGAGGAGGGCACACGCCGCCUCGCUGGCGCGCACGCCGGCGCCGCGGGCGCAGCCCGGCGCAGCUGGCUCGAGCUGGCCGAGCAACUGAGCGCGACCAUGGGCCCCAUCACGGACGCGGCGGAGGGACAGAAAUGUGGCAUCCUGGAGGCCGCCAGCGCCGCCAGCGCGCUCGUGGAGCAGCUGCGGGCGCACCAGGCCGAGGUGCUGGAGGCGCUGGAGGCCGCCGCGGACCGGGCCCUCGGCGAGGCCCGGGCGUGCGCGGCGGCCGGGCGUGCGGAGGCCUCCCGCUGCGCCGCGGUCGCGGACUCCGCUCGCAGCCGGGCACAGGAGGCGCUCGACCAGGUGCCG